AGAACGGUGGUCCGAGACUGACCCUCAAACGUUGUCAUUCCCCGCCGCUUGCGCCAAUCCCUUUUUUAUUAAAGGGCGCCACCAGGUUUUUGACUUUUGCUUUCACCCCGAGUCCAAUGGUUUUGGUAGUGACUGUCCGUUUGCCCCAGUCAUCGCCGGGACACCAGCGGGCUGCACCCCUGCACGGGAUAACCAGCCCCGGGCAUUGCGCAGGCGCACUGGCUGUGUCAGCGCUUCCUGGGUGACACGCUGAGACUUUUUCGGCGUCGUUAGGGACGGCGGCCGGGAGGGCGGCGGCCGGGCGUCCUCUUUCUCCCUCCCGGCGGCAUCAUGCGCUACAACGAGAAGGAGCUGCAGGCGCUCUCCCGGCAGCCGGCUGAUAUGGCAGCCGAGCUGGGCAUGCGGGUCCCCAAGAAGGGCAGCGUGGUGAAGCGGCGGCUGAUAAAGCUGGUGGCCAAUUUCCUCUUCUACUUCCGGACGCACGAGGCCGAGCCCAUCGGAGCCUUGUUACUGGAGCAUUGCCGAGUCACCCGGGAAGAACCCAGCGCCUUCUCCAUCAGCUUCCUCGAGGACAUGGAGAGGAAGUACCGAUUCGAGUGCUGCAGCGAGGAGCAGUGUCAGGAGUGGAUCACAGCCCUGAGCAGGGCCAGCUAUGAGUUUAUGAGGCGGAGCCUGGUCUUCUACAGGACCGAAAUCCAGAAGAUGACAGGCAAGGACCCCCUGGAGCAGCUGGGCAUCUCCGAAGAGGCCCGGUUCCAGCUGAGCAGUUUGAAGGCAUGAGCCCGACCCAGAGGCACCUCCUUGGGUAGGGUGCAGGACUGGCUGCUUCAUGGGGCCAUAUAAGGCAGCUGGAUACCAGCACCCACCUCCAGAAGCCCGCCUCCCCAGCAGCCCUCCUGGAGUGGCAGGGAACUUCCCAGCGGAGGCUGAAUGUAAACAAGCUGUGAAGGGCACCAGGGCUGUGCUCACCUGAACAUGCCCCUGCUACUGGGGCUAGGUGCCAGGCAGGGUUUCCCCCUGUGGGCCUCUUGAUGAAAUAAACGGACCUCUUUCCUCA
Echinops telfairi (small Madagascar hedgehog) is the source of this 1057-nucleotide messenger RNA. It is a transcript of the gene PLEKHJ1, whose product is annotated as pleckstrin homology domain containing J1. Gene Ontology annotation, cellular component: trans-Golgi network; early endosome; recycling endosome. NCBI's taxonomy places the organism in Eukaryota, Metazoa, Chordata, Mammalia, Afrosoricida, Tenrecidae. The transcript is spliced from 6 exons. Gene Ontology annotation, biological process: receptor recycling; endosome organization; retrograde transport, endosome to Golgi. The record is from RefSeq and is a predicted model, not a curated record. The coding region runs from base 331 to 780 and encodes 149 amino acids.